Messenger RNA from Fimicolochytrium jonesii, 1528 nucleotides. RefSeq lists its product as uncharacterized. The transcript has 5 exons. Gene Ontology annotation, biological process: mRNA export from nucleus. The record is from RefSeq and is a predicted model, not a curated record. Bases 389 to 1186 code for a protein of 265 amino acids. NCBI's taxonomy places the organism in Eukaryota, Fungi, Chytridiomycota, Chytridiomycetes, Spizellomycetales, Powellomycetaceae. Gene Ontology annotation, cellular component: nucleus. Gene Ontology annotation, molecular function: mRNA binding.
CCCACGUAGCCCACCACAAACUUGCCCACUUACUCGGUUCCUCACGCAAGCCCCAUAAUUAGCGUCGCAAUAGAUAGGACAGACGAUAGUACUAGGAGAAGGAAGAGUAUAAAAGGAAGACGGGAGGUGUUGCGGGCCUAUCGCGUUUGGAGAAGUGAUUUACCCGCUUCGAAAGAAUUGAAACCAAUAGAUAGAUAACAGUCACAAAACACGUUCCCACCGAUACUGUAUGUAUCUUCCCGCUUCGGAGUGGCGAAUCCCUCAAGAUCGACGACGUUGAGCGCACACGCAAUCUCGCAACAACAGAACACAAACGAUCACAAUCCCCCAGGUCACCGUACCCUCUUCUUCACCUAUAACCAACCCAAGACGCCCCGUUAAAUUCGAUAUGAUGGCCGCCACAACCCCCGCCGCCAACCAGCGUCUCGACGGUCUGCUCGACAUGUCCUUGGAUCAAAUUAUUGAAGCCAAGCCCCGGGGUGGAAGGCGCAACGGUGGUGGUGGUGGUGGAGCUGAUCGUAGCCGUCGCCCAGGUGGACGGGGAAACCGUCCUAGCCCGUACGGAUCUACAGGAUCGAGGAAUACCGGUGGAACAGCACAGCAAACGCCUGCCGCACUCUCCGACAAAAUCGUUGUCUCCAACCUCGCAAAGGGGGUGACUCAGGAAGAUGUGCAUGAAUUGUUCACGCGGAUUGGUCCCGUCAGAUCAGCGCAACUCAACUACGACGCUCAAGGACGCUCGAAAGGUGUCGCCACAGUCAUCUUCAACCGUGCGCGAGACGCCGCCACUGCCAUCCGCGAAUACCACAACCGCGCUCUCGAUAACAAGCCAAUGAAGAUUGAGCUCAUCGUCCGGGCUGACGCUGCCGCUGCGCCCAUCGCUCGUCAAGCUGGUGGCACGGGAAACCCACCUCGUCGUCAGGGAGGAGCUGGAAAUGGAACGCCAAGAGCGGGUCGUAACGGAACCCCUAGUGGACGCCGAGGAGACCGCCGUCGUGGCGCGGGGGGUGUUGGAGCUACCCACAAGAAGGCGCCCAAGACGCAAGAUGAACUUGAUGCGGAGAUGGAAGCUUACAUGAAAGAUGAUGGCGGCAUGGACAUUGAUACACAGCCAGGACAGGCCGCCGCACUACCAGUCCCCGCCACCAACGGCGUGAACUUGGCCCUCGCCAACGCCCUCGGUUAGAUAGACGCCCGAAGAGUGACGGGGAACUUGCCGACCACAAUAGUCUUGGGAGCCGAUAAAGCAAAACCGAACGAAAAAUGCCAGUGAAGCGAAUGGGGGCGGGAACGUUGCGGAGAGGGAAUAGCGCCCCGUUCGUCGUUGAGAUUCUUUCCCUUUUGUAGUGCUUGUGUGUGUUUUUAAUUUUCCUUUCUCAUGGGUUGUCUUACGUUGGGGUGGGGGUUUCCAGUGUUUCUAAAUAGCAAAAAACCCGCGAAAUCAAUGAAUGAUGUGAAGCGAUGAUUCCCCAGUGAUGUCCAUGAAAUGAAUUAAUUUGAUCGAUAGGCCACACGUGCGCCUUCAGCC